AUGCCCAUUACGCACCCGUCCGACGGCUUCGGCUUCGGCACGCGGUGUCCAUGGUACUGCCCCUCCCCGGGGUCCCAUGGCGCAAGAGUUCGGACCUUCGCCUUCCAGUUUCACCUCAGCAACGUCACCUCGCCUCGCUUCGCUCGGCUCGGCUCCCCCCAACCCUAA
Phanerochaete carnosa HHB-10118-sp is the source of this 168-nucleotide messenger RNA. RefSeq lists its product as uncharacterized. The record is from RefSeq and is a predicted model, not a curated record. NCBI's taxonomy places the organism in Eukaryota, Fungi, Basidiomycota, Agaricomycetes, Polyporales, Phanerochaetaceae. The transcript is spliced from 2 exons. Bases 1 to 168 code for a protein of 55 amino acids.